AUGUUCCAGAAGUCGCUUGAGAAGUACGGCGUGCGCGCCAAGCUGACCGCGCUCAUCAACGACACGACUGGAACCCUCAUGGCGUCCAACUACGUGCACCCCAACACUCGUAUCGCUGUCAUCUUCGGUACCGGCUGCAACGCCGCGUACAUGGAGACGGCCAAGGACAUUCCCAAGAUCGACUACAUGCAGCUGCCGCCCGACCAGGACAUGGCGAUCAACUGCGAGUGGGGCGCGUUUGACUCGUUCACCCACGAGCACCUGCUGGGCGAGCAGGCGUUCGAGAAGAUGAUUGCGGGCCUGUACCUGGGCGAGAUCUUCCGUCUCGUGUUGAUGGAGAUGAUCGACGCAGGCGACCUCUUCCUCGGCCAGAACACGUACAAGCUCGAAAAGGCGUAUGCGUUCGACACGGCCUUCCUGUCCCUGAUGGAGGCGGACCCGACGGACGAGCUGCUGAUGGCGAUCGGCAUCUUCAACCACUUCUUCGGUCUCGAGACGACGCUCGAGGAGCGCCAGUUCUUCCGCUCCCUCGCCAAGCUUAUCGGUACCCGCUCCGCGCGCCUGUCGGCGUGUGGCAUCGCCGCCAUCGUCCACAAGAAGGGAUACCUGAAGGAAGGAUGCGCCGUUGGCGCGGACGGAUCGCUGUACAAGAAGUACCCCCACUUCCCGGAGCGCAUUGAGCAGGCCCUCGUCGACAUCUUCGGAGAGGACGGCAAGAAGAUCACGACCCACAAUGCCGAGGACGGAUCGGGUGUCGGCUCGGCCAUCAUUGCCGCCAUGACCAUGCAGCGCAAGAAGGACGGCCUGUACCCCGACUACUAA
This is a messenger RNA of Trichosporon asahii var. asahii CBS 2479, 822 nucleotides long. RefSeq names its product hexokinase. Gene Ontology annotation, molecular function: glucokinase activity; D-glucose binding; ATP binding. NCBI's taxonomy places the organism in Eukaryota, Fungi, Basidiomycota, Tremellomycetes, Trichosporonales, Trichosporonaceae. Gene Ontology annotation, biological process: glycolytic process; intracellular glucose homeostasis; glucose 6-phosphate metabolic process. The record is from RefSeq and is a predicted model, not a curated record. The transcript is spliced from 3 exons. Bases 1 to 822 code for a protein of 273 amino acids. Gene Ontology annotation, cellular component: cytosol; mitochondrion.